Dacryopinax primogenitus is the source of this 2452-nucleotide messenger RNA. Its product is annotated as ARM repeat-containing protein. The transcript has 6 exons. The record is from RefSeq and is a predicted model, not a curated record. Gene Ontology annotation, cellular component: GID complex. Gene Ontology annotation, biological process: proteasome-mediated ubiquitin-dependent protein catabolic process. The coding region runs from base 658 to 2391 and encodes 577 amino acids. NCBI's taxonomy places the organism in Eukaryota, Fungi, Basidiomycota, Dacrymycetes, Dacrymycetales, Dacrymycetaceae.
AUGUCACCGCCUACCUCGCUCGACCUCCCAACUCUCAAGCAUAUCAGAAACAGCAUUAUAGGAUCACCCAGUACAAAGAUUACUAUCCUGCAUGAUAUCGCCUUUCUUCCCUCUCUUCUCCCUCUUCUUACCCAUCCACUGCUCAAGAGAGAAGCAGUCACAAUCCUUGCCAGUCUAUGUAAGGAACAAGACUGCCUUCCAUCACUGAUCAAUGCAGGCGUCUCUACCCCCUUACUAUCAGCGUUGAGAGGGUCGGGGGAUGCAGCGCUGGCGAGAGCACUGACAGAGCUGGUGGCUCGGGCUUGCGAGGCGGUUUACGGUGCCCGUGCAGGGCUGGGAAGGGAGAGUUACGAGGGAAGAGAGGAUGCGUUCCUUGCUCUAGAGGAGGUGUUAGACCUCGAUGGUCUAGACGCGUUUCUUCCCCUGCUCGCUCCCACUUCACCCACCAUAUCCGCAUCUUCAUCCACCGGCACUCCAGGGCUAGCAGGAGCAACAGCAGUAGCGAACCUCAUCUCCCACCUUCGCCCUGCCCACGUCCCACGCAUCCUCGACUGGCUCCCUCCUUCCGACCGCGCUAGUGCCGCGAAGGGAAAACGCGGGUGGGAGAAGAAAGAAGAGGGCGGGUGGGUGCUUGUGCGUUUAUGCGGGUUGGUCAAGAUGGGUGACGAAAAGGCACAAAUCGCAGCUCUUAAUGCUCUUUCCACGCUUCUGUCGCGCAAUACCCCGCUCAUAACCCUCUUCGGCCGCUCUCACGCCCCAACAGCGCAAACCGCAUACACCCUCUCCCGCUCACGUUCCCCUCAAGUAAGGCUCGCAGCCUGCCACAUCCUUACUUCGUUGUUAUGUCACACAACUCCGAGGGGACUGAAGGGAGACGCGGUGCUCGACCCUCCGGGGAUGCUUGAGCUUGCCGUGUUGAGUACGCUUCAAGGACUGGUAGAAGACGGGGAGGAUCCCGAGGUCAGGAGCGGUGCUUGUUGGUGUUUGUCAACGCUCGUGAUGGACUCCCCUCCUCGCGCCUCACAUGCCUCCCAAUCGGGGCUACUCCUCACCCUCUGCACCCUGCUCCGCUCCUUCCCCUCCAUCGGGUCCACCCCCGAAGCCCUCGACGAGCUAUACGAAGAGUCUCCCUCCCUCCUUUCCCUCCGCGAGAGCAGUAUGACCUGCCUCGCCUCGCUCACCCUUCCUUCCGUCUCUCUCCGCACCUCGCUCGCAGCCCUGCAGCCCCCGGUCCUUCCAAUCAUACACAGCUCGCUCUCACACCCUUCGCCCGGUGUCAGGCACGCAGCGUUGCAGGUGAUCAGAGCCCUGAGCAGGAGCGUGGAAGUGCUCAGAAGCAGUUUGGUAGAUGAGGGCGUCGUGAAGGGCGUAUUGGGCUUGGUGAUGCGAGGCGGGGGGGUAGAGGAAGGUGAGGGGUUGGAGGGGUUUGGUUUGGAGGAGGAGCGGGAGGAAGGGCAGGAGCAGACAGACGAUGUGGAAGCCGAGGGUGGGGAUGAGACGAUGGAUGAUGAUGCUCUUGCGUCUGCGAACAGCUCCAUGACUGUGAAAGGGGUAGACACAGACAAAGGGACGGGCAAGGUAAAAGAGGAUAUGCCCGGAGAGGCCGUCAAAGGGGAUAGGAGGGUGCUCCUCGCUGCUCUGGCAGCGCUGUGUAACUUCUCGGCAGACUUUUCCCCGGUACAAGAGCUGCUACCCGAAGAACACGCCCUCCCCCUUCUAGUGCAAUACGCUACCCAACCUUCGGAUGCCCUCCUGCGGUUGAACGGCAUCUGGGUACUGAAGAACCUUGUGUAUAGGGCGGAUUGGGCGUUGAAGAGCCAGGUGAUGGGCUUGGUGGGGUGGAGCAGGUUUAUCGAGCUCUGCCGCGAUCCUGACCUAGGCGUACGGGAACAGGCAUUGAGCAUGGUACGCAACCUUGCCGCGGGAAGGGAAACGGAUGUCGUCCAAACUGUGCGAGCGAUUGGGGCUGAAGAACUUGUCGCUCUUGUGGAGGAAGCGAUGGGUACUGGGAACGAUGAUGUGCAGAUGAACGCACUGUUCGUAUUGGUCAACACUCUUCCCGAACUGUAUCGCUCUCGUUGUAUGCUCCACCAGUCCCCCGCCUUCCUCUCCGCCCUCCUCCUUUCCCUCUCAAGCCCCAGCCAGACCCUAAGAGUAGCAGCGAUUCGCGCGGUACACGCAUUUCUUCAGCUCUCAGUUGGCAAACAGGAACUACGGGAAGCGGGUAUAGAACGUAGAGUGAGGGAAAUGGAUGGCAAGCCCAAGCUUGGGGGAAGGAGGAGCUCUGGGUUGCCUGCGUUGGGCGAAUUUGGAGUGGCAGGAGAGGUGGAGGGCAGCUUGGAAGUUCGAGAGACUGUCAGGAAGGUCGUGGAUUUCUUUGAGGCGGCAUGAGGGCUGUGAGAGGUAGAAUACAUUUGUGUUGUAUUUCUUUGCUAACUGGUUAUAAUUUGUC